Messenger RNA from Megalops cyprinoides (Indo-Pacific tarpon), 4593 nucleotides. RefSeq names its product 5'-nucleotidase domain-containing protein 3-like. The record is from RefSeq and is a predicted model, not a curated record. Gene Ontology annotation, molecular function: 5'-nucleotidase activity. NCBI's taxonomy places the organism in Eukaryota, Metazoa, Chordata, Actinopteri, Elopiformes, Megalopidae. The transcript is spliced from 14 exons. Bases 59 to 1849 code for a protein of 596 amino acids.
UGGUCGAGUUACAGGCAUUUCAAAGGAGGUAAGGCAUGGGGAGCGCAGAGCCCUGAACAUGAGAGUCAUGUCGCCCUUGGCGCUGUCCUUUUCCAGUCUCUUUAGAAAUAAGGACAGCUUGCAGAGAUUGCUGGUCUGCUGCAACGCCUUGCAAGCGCACGGUGGAUCAUGGUAUCGUUGCGACCGAGCGCCGUUUUCGGGGACAGCAAUGUCUCCGCUGCAACGGUUCGGUGCGUUCGGUGCGUCAAGGAGAGCCGAGCGGGUCUUGGCAGUCUUGACACGCUGUCGAGGUCCCCAGAUCGCAGCAGCAACACUGUGCACCGGUUCCGACAGCGGCCAGGACAUGACAAACUGGCUGUGGUCCAUUUACAACGAAACCAAAAGACAGACCGAAGAUUUGAUUCCAUUAAUAUCAAACAACUCUUUGAACCCCGACACCAUCUUCGCCAACAAUGAGAUGAGCCUGCAGGACAUUGAGAUCUAUGGCUUUGAUUAUGACUACACCCUGGCCUUCUACUCCAGCCAUUUACACACGCUGAUAUUCAACAUUGCACGAGAUAUCCUCAUUCAGCAGCACAGAUACCCUGAGGGACUGCGAGAGUACGACUAUAUCCCAGACUUUGUUGUCAGGGGACUGCACUACGAUGUUCAGAAGACUUUACUGAUGAAAAUAGAUGCCUUCCACUAUAUCCAGUUGGGAACAGUGUACAGGGGUCUUCACCCAGUGCCGGAUAAGGAGGUCAUCGCCAUGUACGAAGGGUCCCAUGUGCCCCUAGAGAUCAUGAGUGACUUCUAUGGGAAGAGCUCCCAUGGCCACACCAUGAAACAAUUCAUGGACAUCUUCUCCUUACCUGAGAUGACCUUGCUCUCCUGUGUCAACGACUACUUCAUGAAGCACAACAUUGACUACGAACCUGUCCACCUCUACAAGGAUGUCAAGGAGGCGAUAGGCGAUGUUCACGUGAAGGGCAUCAUGUAUCGGGCUGUGGAGGCAGAUAUCGAAAAGUAUAUCUGUUAUGGUGAACAGACCCACGCUGUGCUGAGAAAGCUGUCAGAGAAUGGAAAGAAGAUGUUCCUGAUCACAAACAGCCCCUUUGACUUUGUAGAUCGGGGGAUGAACUACAUCGUCGGGAAGGACUGGAGGAACCUCUUUGACGUGGUCAUCGUUCAGGCCGACAAACCAGGCUUCUUCAACGACAGGAGGAAGCCCUUCCGGAGGGUGACGGAUAAAGGCGUGUUGCUAUGGGAUCGCAUUCACCACCUGGAGAAAGGGCAGAUCUACAAGCAGGGCAACCUGUAUGAGUUUCUGCGUCUGACUGGCUGGAGAGGGUCCAAGGUGCUGUAUUUCGGAGAUCACAUCUACAGCGACCUGGCUGACCUGACCCUGAAGCACGGCUGGAGGACGGGGGCCAUCAUCCCGGAGCUGCGCAAGGAGAUCAAGAUCAUGAACAUGGAGGAGUACGUCCACAUCAUGACCUGGCUGCAGAGCCUCACCACCCUGGUGGAGCACAUGCAGGUGCACAGAGACACAGCCUCUCAGAUGGUUGUCCAGGAGUGGAUCAAGGAGAGAGAACGCAUGAGAUUGCGGGCGAAGGGCCUAUUUAACUCCCAGUUCGGGAGCCUCUUCCGCACCUACCACAACCCCACCUACUUCUCGCGCCGGCUCUCCCGCUUCGCGGACAUCUACAUGGCGUCGCUCAGCUGCCUGCUGCGCUACGACCUGCGGCACACCUUCUUCCCCCGCCGCACCCCGCUGCAGCACGAGGCCCCCUUCUGGCCGGAGCAGACCUGCGCCGGAGCCAUGAAGAUCCCCUUCCAGGCCCAGAGGGCGCAGGUCACGUCCGAGUAGAGGCUCUCGCAGAGGGACACCCCUGGAGCGGAGGUUUCCCCCCCGUUGUAGAGGUUCUCCAACAGACAUGCCAAAAGAGGAGUUUCCAUUCAUAGACAUGCCCCCCACAGGGUAGACACGCCCACAGAGGAGGUUCUCUGACAGACAAAACCAGAAAGGAGUUUCCCCUCAUAGACAUGCCCCCACAGGGUAGACACGCCCACAGAGGAGGUUCUCUGACAGAUAAAACCAGAAAGGAGUUCCCCUCAUAGACACGCCCCCACAGGGUAGACAUGCCCACAGAGGAGGUUCUCUGAGAGACACUGUCCCCCACUGUCCUGUCCCUGUACUGUCGCUAUAUUUACUGUAUGCACUUUAGUACAUCGCUUUGGAUAAAAGCGUCUGCUAAAUACAUAAAUGUAACUGUAGAAGAGUUUCCCCUCAUAGACAUGCCCCCACAGGGUAGACACGCCCACAGAGGAGGUUCUCUAACAGACAUACCCAGAGAGGAGUUUCCCCUCACAGACACAGCUCCAUAGGGUAGAUACAUCCACAGAGCAGGUUUUAUGACACGCCCAGACACAAAUUUCUCCUCAUAGACACAACUUCAUAGGACACACCCAGAGAGAAGUUUCCUCUGUAGACACAUCCACAAUAGGGGCUCCCCUAAAAACACAUCAUGUGACACGCUCUCCCUCUGCCUGGGGCUUGCUGCUUUUGGAUAAUCCUCUCAAAGUGGGCAUUGUAUUGUUGGGUGAACAUAAAAAUAAGAACCCUCUAGCUGCACCGCAGUUGCCCAAUCAAAGACUUUCCCUGGGCUCCAUUCUCAAACACUUUUGGACUUUGCCAAGAAAACAUUAUUUCCAGCUGAAUUUACAUGUGCUUGUGAUAGCAAGAUGAAAUAUUGAUAGUUUUUAGAGAACAACUGUUUUUACUCUGUAUCAGGGACUUUGUUAUCUUUGUUCUAGAAAGUACUAUUACUGUAUCAUACUUCCACCUUUAAGCAUGUGCACUGGAAAUGUAUUUGAAAGGAGGUUAGAAACUUGUUCUACUAAUUCUAAUGUAUGACUACGUGACUGAAAGUUAAACCCAAGAGUGGUUUGGUAGAAUGUACUUAAGUGUGCUAAGUACAAAGUACUAAGCACAUAGCUAGUCACUCCAUCCCAGACUACAUGGCUACCUUUGACAUCUAGCCACGCACACAUCAUGGGUUUCAGGGUGUCACUUUCAAACACAAGUCUAACCCCAGAGGACCUACAGUAAUACUGAAAGCAAUAAUAUGAUAUAUUUAAAGGCUCUGACAACGUCAUGUUUUUAAAAAAUGGAUUUUCAGGAACAGCCGCUGUGUGGCUGUGGGAGCCUCCUCCUGCUGCUGGCUUACUCUUGUCAUAUCACUACAAGGCAGCAGGGGGCGCCAGAUGCAGAUCUGUCCUCGAAGGCAGCCAUGCCCAAGUGAUGCUGUCUGUGGAUGUGAUGUCCCUCCAGACAGCCCUUGCACCAGUAUGUAGUGAAUUGCCAUAAAAUGUGCUGGCAAAAGCAACCUAUGGCAGCCAUCUUGAUUGGUUCAAUCAGGCAUACACUUGAAAGUCAGCUGGGAGGAAUAUUCCUUAUGUGUUGAGCUGUAUGGCCCCUUUUUGAGGUUUGCGACACAAAUAACCACAAUAAUGACUUGUUUCAUUUGACAGUCUCUGCAAAAGCAAUUGUGGUUUGGAUUGGGGUCAGGGUGAGGUAGGUCACAUCUGUCACAAGACGGCUUUGGCUAGAUCCUCCUGCCUCCAGCCAGACCCAGCAGUGACGGACAGACAGCGACAAAACUGACCUGCAGAGAUGUCAGAAAAUGGGCGUGGCAGGUCUGAGAGGGGGGGUUGGGAAGAGUUGGGAAGGGUUAGGGGGGUGGGUAGGUGGAAAUUAUUCAUAUUCGAUGUGUCGCCUUAUGUCUCAGCUGAAACCGUGCACAAUUAGGUGAAGCUUUACCCACACAGCAACUCUCUCGCCAAAACGCUGCCGCUCUCUGAUGCUGCCCGCUGUUUCCCUGAUCACUGCAGUCAUAGAGCUGAACUCCCGCAUGCCGCCAAACCUCGGCAACUCCAGAAAAAUGACUAAUUCCAGCAGCAGCGUUUGAAAGGGCAGCGCUGUGCUAUGGAGGAGAGUGUAACUGAGUGGACAGCUUUUUGCAUGUGGCAGAGAUAAGCUCACAUGAGAAGACAAGAUUGUUCUAUUUUUUUAGAGAGAACGUCAGUGUUUUUUCUUUUCCUCUUGCCUUAGCAUAUCCUCUUUUUGUUGUUGUGAUUUAGGAUGUAUUUGGAUGUUGUUUCAGACUGGUUCUUUUUUUUUUUAAUCCUCUGGCUCUUAAUAUACAGCAUGGAAUUGUAUAACUAAGUGUUUUAUUUAGCUGACAUCGUAGGUUUUGUUCUGAAUGUGGGUUCUUCUUCAAACGUGUGGGUUGAAGUAGCCCAAACAACAAGCAUGCAUCAUGAAAACUGCCUGUAUUAUUUAUAUAUUGUAACCAUUUCAAAACCCAGCACCUUAGUCGGUUGAAAAUAACAGAAGUCUGUCUCUGGUCAGUGCUUAAAAGGGAAAUUAAGACGCACUGGAGCCUGGACCUGCCGCAACCUGUCAGUCAAAGCUAUCAAGCUCCAUUUCCUGUGUGUGAAAUGGCUGGGAAUCACGUGGUUACUGUGCUUGGUUUACAGUCUUUUUACUUUCACCUGUACUUUGUUUUACUUUUUGAAUGUACUCUGUAAUUAUUUAUUAAAAUGGCUGGC